GCAGGCGCAGUAGCCGGGCGACGGAGCGUGUGUUUCCAAAAUGGCGGCAGCGAUGGAUGUGGAUACCCCGAGCGGCACGAACAGCGGCGCGGGCAAGAAGCGCUUUGAAGUGAAAAAGUGGAAUGCGGUAGCCCUCUGGGCCUGGGAUAUUGUGGUUGAUAACUGUGCCAUCUGCCGGAACCACAUUAUGGAUCUUUGUAAUCUUGUUCCAGAUGAAGGGGGCAUCCAGAAGUGCUUAGACCCAGCUUCUGCCCGCAUAGAGUGUCAAGCCAACCAGGCGUCUGCUACUUCGGAAGAGUGCACCGUUGCGUGGGGAGUCUGUAACCAUGCUUUUCACUUCCACUGCAUCUCCCGCUGGCUCAAAACACGGCAGGUGUGUCCGUUGGACAACAGAGAGUGGGAAUUCCAAAAGUAUGGGCACUAGAAAAAGAAUUCUUCCAUCAAGCUCAACUGUAUCAUUAGCCAUUUAAUGGCUUGCCCUCCAGUUACUUAAUUAUAAAUUAGAUAGAACCGUGUUUUUUCUGCUUUGUCUUUUCAGUUUGCUAUUCCUACACCCAUAUUGUAUUCUGUGUCAAAUAAAAUCCAGUUGGAUUCUAGAA
Molecule: messenger RNA, 599 nt
Organism: Mesoplodon densirostris (Blainville's beaked whale)
Lineage: Eukaryota; Metazoa; Chordata; Mammalia; Artiodactyla; Ziphiidae
Gene: RBX1
Product: ring-box 1
Exons: 6
Coding region: 41-424 (127 amino acids)
Biological process (GO): ubiquitin-dependent protein catabolic process; protein ubiquitination
Cellular component (GO): cullin-RING ubiquitin ligase complex; nucleus
Molecular function (GO): zinc ion binding; cullin family protein binding; ubiquitin protein ligase activity
Source: RefSeq, a predicted model, not a curated record